Molecule: messenger RNA, 2899 nt
Organism: Drosophila albomicans
Lineage: Eukaryota; Metazoa; Arthropoda; Insecta; Diptera; Drosophilidae
Gene: Ccn
Exons: 10
Coding region: 248-1852 (534 amino acids)
Biological process (GO): cell adhesion; signal transduction
Cellular component (GO): extracellular matrix
Molecular function (GO): integrin binding; heparin binding
Source: RefSeq, a predicted model, not a curated record
AAGAAGAAACCGAAAUACAAUACAAUAUAAAUACAUAAGAGUGAACGUGCAACACAAUAGCCGUGGCACGCGAUGAAUGCAACAAGAACGCAUCAAAUUCAGCGCACACUUAACUAAAGACCUUACCUGGCGAGUCGAGUCGAGUUGAGUCGAGUUGAGUCGAGUCGAGUCAUCGAGACAGCCUUGGAGCAGCAGCCAAUGCAACCUGCACAGACAUCAUUAGAAGCGACUAGCAACAACACGUAAAAUGCUGAUACUACUGCUGCUGCUGCCGUUGUUGUUGAGUAUAUUUGGUAAUAGUCUCAUUGCCGGCGUCGAGGCAAAUCUGAGCCUGGGCUUUAAGGUCAUCAGACUGCCAAGGCAUAUAAAUCCCGCCAAUUGCAGUGUUGGCAACACAACAUUCGCACAUGGAGCCACAUUUAAAUUGGAUUGUAAAACUCAAUGCGUCUGCGAGAAUGGUCGCCAUGCCUGCUCGACUCUGUGUCCAAACGAGCAGCUGCCGGCGCCGGAGGAUACGAUUUCGUGCAGAUCACCGCGUCUCGUCGAGGUGCCCGGCCACUGUUGCAAAAUGUGGCUCUGUGAGAAUCCAACAGCUGAUGUCUAUGCCACCUGCCACAAUAGCAGCAUCAGCGGCAAUUGGAGCGCCUGCAGCAGCGUUUGCGGCCUGGGCAUUGCCACGAGGCAGACUACGACCCACACUGGCUGCCAUCAAUUGAGCAAUUUACGGUUAUGCGAGAAUCGCAGAUGUGGCCAAGACAAUAAGAAGCGAGACAGCAGAGAGAAUAAGCGCAGCAGCAGCCACAACAGGCCAUUAACUAACCUGCAGCCAGAGCACAACUUGGCUGCCAGCCAGCUUCAUCAGCUGCAUCAUCACAAGCGGCGGCAACAACAACAUCAGAGGGAGAGAGCAUGGCACUGGCAGCAUCAGAGGGAGACAAAACGAGAGACGGAGCCAGAGCAAGAGCAGCACAUGCAACAGGAGCCAGCGCAUAGAAUUAGAAAGGGACACGAGUGCCGGAGCUUACAGCGCCUGGGGCCAGCGAGGAUUCGACUUGGCGAAUGCGUUUCUCGCAAACUCUAUCGUCCCAAACUGUGCGGCAGCUGCCACCGCGGCACCAAGUGCUGUGCCCCAGCGGUGUCCACAACAAUACAAGUCGAGCUGUUGUGUCCUUUAAAUGCCGUUGAUCCAAUUAACUACGUACAAAAGCGAGCACAGCAACAACAGCAACAACAACAACGACGACGUGCAGAAUACUUUGGCAAGCAACAGGAUGACGAACUGGAGCCUGCAAUUGAAGGUGACAGGCAAUAUGAGACGGAGGAGCUAGAGAAGGAGCAGCUGGAGCAGCCGGGUCAGUUAUGGGACACCAUUGCUUUGGAGCCCAUCGAUCAGGAAUUUCUGCAAUCACAUCAGAUACAAAUUGAGAAUAAAUUCAUUGCCGUCGAAUGGAUACUGAAAUGUGAAUGCAGCAAGAAUUUUUGUCGUGCUGACAGCAGCGACAACAACAACAACAACAAGAACAACAACAAACAUCAUUUGCAACAAAAGCCACAUUAUCAUGAGAGGAAACUAACGCUAAUGCAUAAUGCAGCAGACGAUGAAGAAGUAGAAGAUGCAGCUGUUGGUGACGAGGAGGAGCAGCAUAAGGCGAUUCCCGAGGAUGUUGUCGGCUAUGAGGAUGUUGUUAAUGCCAUUAAUGCGGGCAACGAUGACAACUCGUCGUCGGAGCAGCAGCCCGAUAUAAUACCCUAUCCAUUAAGUGUGGGCGAAACCAGCUGGAAAGCCGAAAAACUGCAAAGACAACAGCAGCAACAACAACAGCAACAACAGAAGCGAUGGGAACGCACAUAGCGUAAACUGAGACUUGAACUUUUCUCUCGCAUGCGAUAAAAAUGGGUCAGAGUUGCGAUAAUUGAGUAGAAAUUAAGAUUUGUACAGCAUAGCGAUAUAUAAAAAUUGUAUUGUGUAUUGUGUGAAUGUCGAACGAAAGGAAGGAAGUGCAACUGGUAUCAGCUGGGAAGGGUUGAUUAAUUAGUUUGCGGUUAAAUUAAGUAAGCUUGUAAAAAUGAUUAACUAACAUUGGAAAUGGUUUAGGUAAGAAAACGUAAAAUAAAUCCAAACAAUACAUGAAAACCGAAAAAUAGUUGCAAAUCGAAAGAAAUUUAAUGGUAAAUACUGGGCAAAGUAUUUUGAUGAAACAUAUGGUAUUUAAUAUUUUUGCGAGCACAUAUACAGAAAGAAUGCUUAACAUUAAAGAAUACGAAAUAUCGAAACAAAAUUUCAAUUAAACAAGUUGGCAAAAAUCCCCCCUAAAUAAAAUAAAAAUGAAUUUAAAUUUAGAUGUACAAUAAAUGGCUUGUGCUAUAGGGCUUAAAGAUGAGAAGAUAAAGCGUAACUUGAUCUAAACAAAUAAAAACAAACAAACAAGCUCAUUCAAAGAGUUCUCAAUUGUAUGUAUGUUCGAUGAUAAAUAUAAUUGUAAUUGUGCUAUAUACUCGCUUAUAUUCACAUGCUUAUGUAAGUGUAUUCCAGAUUCUCUCUGUAUUUCAAAAAACAAUAUCAGUUGAAUGUAACCAACAACAAAUUAUCACCUGGAUAUAUUUAAAUAAACCAAUUACAUAGGCCAACUGUGAAUAAAGAAAAGCUUGAUUGCUCUCCAAAUGAAACAAAAAACACACACAUAUCCCAAUGAAAUAUCUCAAAUGUAAUUUUAUGAAUAUUUGAAAGUGAAUAAGAAAAAGAACAAAAAUAAAAAGAACACCAAGCUUGUGCAUACUCAUAACCCAUAUCAAUUGUAUCCAUUGUAAGUUACUUACGAGUGCAUACUAAAUUCUUAGCUGAGGGAAAUAAAUAAAUAUAAAUAAAUAAUAAAAAUGACAAAAAUUCCAAAACAUAAAC